Messenger RNA from Caretta caretta (loggerhead turtle), 639 nucleotides. The record is from RefSeq and is a predicted model, not a curated record. Lineage: Eukaryota; Metazoa; Chordata; Testudines; Cheloniidae.
AUGAUGUUCAUGAUGGAAGGAGAGGAAAAGCUGUGGGUGCCUGACCUCCAGGUCUCUGUGGGAAGGGAGAUCCUGAGAGGGGCCUGCAAAGGUGAUGGGACUCUGAGUGAGAGCGAGGAGGAGACUCCCCAGCAGGAAGGUGCUGAGCCCAGGAUGGUGUCAGGAAGAGUCGAAGGGGAUGUUUCCCAGAGCCCCAAGCCUAGAAUCCAUAUGGGCGAGAGACCCUAUAAAUGUGAGAAGUGCAGGAAAAGCUUCAGUCUGAGCUCGAUCCUUUUUGAGCACCAGAGAAUCCACGUUGGAGAGAAGCUUUAUAAAUGCUCUGACUGUGGAAAAAACUUUAGAGCCAGGAGGUACCUUAUUCAGCAUCAGAGACUCCUCCUGGGAGAGAAACCAUACAGGUGCUCUGAGUGUGGGAAGAGCUUCAGCCAGAGCUCAACUCUUAUCAGGCACCAGCAAAUCCACACAGGAGAGAGACCCUACAAAUGCCAUGACUGCAGGAAAAGCUUCAGUCAGAGCUCCAACCUCAUCAUGCAUCAGAGAUCCCACACGGGAGAGAGACCAUACAUAUGCCCUGACUGCGGGAAAAGCUUUGGCCGGAGCUCAAUCCUUAUUCGACACCAGAGAACCCACAUACACUAG